Messenger RNA from Caenorhabditis remanei, 1179 nucleotides. RefSeq lists its product as uncharacterized. Bases 1 to 1179 code for a protein of 392 amino acids. The transcript has 3 exons. NCBI's taxonomy places the organism in Eukaryota, Metazoa, Nematoda, Chromadorea, Rhabditida, Rhabditidae. The record is from RefSeq and is a predicted model, not a curated record.
AUGUCCGCCUCCUUCCCACUUCUAAAACUUCCGGGACUUCCCUGCAAACUGGUGUUCCAACUACUUGAUGCUGUUGAUUUAGCUCAACUCUCCAUGGGAUUCCGGUGUGUCAAGAGAUUCCUGACCGCCUACAAAACCCACCACGCGGCUCAACUAACCUGGACAUUCAAUGACUACAAGGCGUUUCCAGGAAUGCUGACGUAUCAGAGAAGCACUCCGUUUUACACCUACAUGAGUCUUACUGUAUCUUUUAACGGCACCACUCAUCUUAAGUACUAUUUUAUCGGAAACAACGAUAGAUUCAGAGCUGGAGGUCCGGUCCAGACGGUGCCUGGGGAGUGGCCGCUACCUAUUAAGCAAUUUAGGCAAUUACCAAAUGAAUUCAUGAUGUCUGGAAGGCAGAAUCUUCUGGAAGCAAAUCCUGAAGGACUUGAUAUGGAGGUGAUGGAGAAGUUGACUAAGCACUUCUCUGAUAUAUUCGAAAUCGAUGGAUACAAUCUGAAUUAUAAGAGAAUCCAUGAUUUUGAUAUUUUCAAGUCAUUUAUCUGGAAUUUUACUCAAAAAUUCGAUACUUUUUCCAUGAGCAAUUUGGAAAUUAAUAAGGAAAACGGAAGAUUUUUGUUGGAAAAUUUGGAAAUCGACAAUUUAUCUCUGUACGCCGUCAAUAUUAAUAAUUUCAAUGAAAUCACAACUGUGAAUAUGAAUCAAUCAAAAAUAGAGAUCCAUGACUGCAAGUGGCUCUCUAUAAAUGCUAUAAUUGAAGCUCAUAACUCUAAACUAGUUGAUAUAGAGAUCAUGGACAUUUCGAACGUGAAUCAGCUAGUCAAACUAGUCACUCUUUGGAAAAAUGGACAAAAAUUGAGGAAUCUGGAGAAGUUGAAAAUCCACUGGACAGAGUGCAGUGGAAUCGAAUCGGAGAGUUUGAGACAGUUUGAGGAGAAGAUGGACGAUUUGGGUGUAAGAUUCGAUGCAUCGAGGUAUCAAGUCGAACGAGUCACUGAUGGAAAAAUCGCUUUGUUAGGUUUUGAUCUUGGGAGCCAAUUUGAAAUGGUUCUGCAGAAGGUGGAGAAGAAAGAAGAAGAUGGGGAUCAUGGGAAUGAUGAUUCAGAAGCAGAGGAUGAGGGAGAUGAAGAAGGAGAUAAUGAAUCUGACAUUGAGGAUGAAGAUGAUGAGGAGUAA